Messenger RNA from Austrofundulus limnaeus, 6211 nucleotides. RefSeq names its product dermatan sulfate epimerase like b (gene dselb). The record is from RefSeq and is a predicted model, not a curated record. Bases 897 to 4526 code for a protein of 1209 amino acids. Gene Ontology annotation, molecular function: chondroitin-glucuronate 5-epimerase activity. The transcript has a single exon. NCBI's taxonomy places the organism in Eukaryota, Metazoa, Chordata, Actinopteri, Cyprinodontiformes, Rivulidae.
ACAACGGGAGACGAGACGGGAGAUCACACACACACAAACACACGCAUACACACACACAAGCGCUUAUGAGAGGCGUGUGUAUCUGAAGCAACAGCGGGUCUUCUCCAAAGGGACGUGUUUUCACUUGGAAUAAUCRUCCUGUCGAGAUGUUUUCUGCAGUUUCCCGCGGACAGUCUGUGAAAUGUUUCAUUCUUUGAAUACUUGAGGAGUGACGACAACUUUCCUCUAAUCGUAUUGGGUGGAAGAAAACAAGAAAAGAGAGGAGGUUUGUUAACAAUGCAAACAGUUGAAUGUUCCGGUCGGUCUCUGCGCCCAGAAGCAGCACGGAGUGUGGUGUUGGUGUGACGGAGGAGAAGCGAUGAUCUCCGCGGAGAUGCGCGGCUCGCUGAGGUUCCAGUCCGCGGAUGCUGUAGCUCGGUCGGGCUGCUCCUGGAGCCUCUGGGCGGCUCUGAUUGGACCGGACACGGACUGGGGCUGACUCUGAUGUUUGUCCGGAGAUGAAACGUGCAGGGGAGGAGAUCAAUUUGAGUUACUGGCAAGACUGGAGAUGUCAGUCUUUACGAGCAUCCUGAUUACGAAAAAGGACGGACUGAGGACAACAUGAGGACACAAGGAUUUAUUUUUUAUUUUUAUUUUUUGCCUCACCUGGAUCUAAAGUGAAAACACACUGGACAGGUUUUUUUUAUAACGUUUUACCUUUUCAAACUGAGUUAAACACGUUUUGCACUCAAGUAUUUUUCUUCUUUUUUUUCUUAUAAGGACUAUCGGGUUGACUUUUGCAUUAAAAAUAAUUUUAUGGACUUUUGCAACUGAAACUCAACAGCAACAUAUUUAAAGAAGAAAACAUUCAGUUGCUUCAUUUUGUAAUUUAGAAAAAUGUACUGAUAUCAUGCGAUAUGGCUUAUAUGUGGGUUGUAUAUUUUUUUUACCCACUGUUUGCCCUGGGGGCAGCUUUCUCKGGGGUCUUCAAUGCCACGGACAGAGACAUUUUUACAGAUGACUUGCUCCAGGUCAAGUUCGUACAAGACAGAGUGACCGAGCAGUGGAAACUSCGCUCUGCCGGUUCCUACCCCAACCUAUAUUUUAACCAAGUGGAUGUGUUGCACUUGAGGCAAAGGUCCUCCACCACCCACAGUCACAUUUUUAAAGUCAUUCGGGCGGCUGUGCUCACCAUGCUGUCUAAUGUCCCCUCUUACAUGCCCCCUGUGAAACAUGAGGAGUUUACAAGCAAGUGGAAUGAAAUUUAUGGGAACAACCUGCCCCCCCUGGCCCUAUACUGCCUGCUGUGCCCCGAGGACUCUGCUGCCCUGCAGUUUCUUAUCAAGUUUAUGGAUAGGAUGGCUGAGUACCCAGACUGGACGGUGACCAGCGCUCCGAAUGAUGAGGUCCCCAUGGCGCACUCUCUGACGGGGUUUGCCACUGCUUAUGACUUUAUUUUUUCCUUUCUGGAUGAGCGCAGAAAAGACCUUUACCUCAAUAAAAUUCGCUCMGAGACAGAAGCACUGUAUGAGCUCUCUAAGUACAGAGCGUGGGGGAAACAGUAUCUCCAGAAUCAUCAAACCACUAAUGUUUUAGCUAUUCUAAUUGGUGCAAUAGUGGUGGGUUCACACAAAAACCCAGAGUCCAUGAUCUGGAAACAAGUGGCAGUGAACUAUAUGGAGAAAACUAUGUAUCUUCUGAAUCACGUUGUUGAUGGGUCUCUGGACGAGGGAGUCGCCUACGGAAGCUACACAGCCAAGUCCAUCACACAGUAUGUGUUUUUAGCCCAGCGCCAUUUCAGUAUCGACAACAUGCAGAACAACUGGCUGCGGGAACACUUCUGGUUUUAUUAUGCCACCCUGCUGCCAGGCUUUCAGAGAACAGUUGGCAUAGCAGACUCCAACUACAACUGGUUUUAUGGGCCAGAAAGCCAGCUGGUUUUCCUCGACACAUUUGUCAUGAAGAACGGGACAGGGAACUGGCUGGCUCAACAGAUUAGAAAGCAUAGACCCAAGGAUGGUCCCAUGGGGCAGUCUUCUGCCCAGCGCUGGGCCACGCUGCACACAGAGUACAUCUGGUACAACUCCCACCUCAUAUCACAGCCGCCUCACGACUUUGGCAAAGUGAAAAUGCAUAUUUUCUCAAACUGGGGGGUGGUUACAUACGGAGCCGGGCUUCCCUGUGGCCAAAGUAAUACUUUUGUCUCUUUUAAGUCCGGCCGGCUGGGUGGGCGAGCAGUCUACGACAUUGUCCAUGACAAGCCUUACUCCUGGGUAGAUGGUUGGAACAGCUUUAAUCCCGGCCACGAACACCCAGACCAGAACUCUUUUACAUUUGCCCCUAACGGUCAAGUGUUUGUGUCUGAAGCACUUUAUGGCCCAAAGUACAGCUAUUURAACAAUGUGCUGGUGUUUAGUCCAUCUCCAACAAGCCAGUGCAACAGUCCAUGGGAGGGUCAGCUAGGGGAGUGUGCCAAGUGGCUGCGUUGGACCGAUGAGGGCGUGGGUGACACCAGAGGGGAGGUGAUUGCCGCCUCCUCGCACGCAGACACCAUGUUUGUGAGUGGGGAAGCCGUGUCCGCCUAUUCCCCGGCCAUGAGACUGAAGAGCGURUUCCGAGCCUUGGUUCUGCUGAACUCACAGACACUGCUGGUGCUCGACCACGUGGAGAAGUGGGGCGAUUCGCUUGUGACGUCUCUCAGUGCUUUCUUCCACAAUCUUGACAUUGACUUCAAAUACGUUCCUUUCAGAUUUAUGGACAGGUACAACGGCGCCAUGAUGGAUGUGUGGGACGCUCAUUAUAAAAUGUUUUGGUUUGACAGCCAGGGUCACAGUCCUGAUACCAGGAUACAGGAAGCAGAGCAGGCAGCAGAGUUUAAGAAGAGGUGGACGCAGUAUGUCAACGUCACUUUUCAGAUGACAGGCACAGUCAGCAGAGUAGCUUACGUGCUGCAUGGGCCCUAUGUUAAAGUGUCCAACUGUAGAUUUAUAGAYAGCAGCAAAAAUGGUGUGAGGCUUUCUUUAACUAUUAAUAACACAGAGAAGAUUGUCUCUGUUGCUACAAAUUAUAAAGAUAUCGGCGCAAGGUUGGCUUAUUUAGGGUUUGGGGGGCACAGUAAAGUUGAGGAUAGACAUCAAAUYAUUAGAUAUGGCCUCGGAGCACAACUCAUCCCGAAACAAAUCAGCAGUGAUAGUCAGCUGUUUGACAUUGGUUUUGCAGUUAAUGUGGUAGCAGGGGUUGUUCUUUGUGUGGCCAUAGGAUUUUUGACCAUGCAGAGAAAGUUUUAUGUUUGUUUCAGCCGUCUGAUGCGUUACGCCCUCCUGUCUGUGCUCAUUCUGUGGAUAGUCGAGCUGCUGUUUUUGUCUAACAGCUGUGAUCAGCUUCUCUGUGGGGUAAAAUGGAAAGGUGGGGAUGCCAAAAGCGAGCUAAAUAAACAAAUCAGACUGUACGAACAGCACCGUCUCCCUCUCCCCACCAUUGUCAUAACCGCUCUUCCGGGAUCAGGAUCAGAAAUACUCAAGCAUCUUUUCUACAAUAACUCCGACUUUCUUUACAUAAGGGUUCCCACGGAACAUGUGGACAUUCCAGAAACCGAGUUUGAGUUUGACUCUGUGGUUGACAGCUGCGAGUGGUCGAGGACAGAUGCAGUGCAUGGGCGGUUUAAGGUUAUCCAGGGCUGGCUCCAUUCGCUGGUGCACAACACCAGGCUGCACUUGCAAAACAUUCAGCUUGUAGAGGGCAGCAGGGUCAAACAGCCCCAGCGAGUCAUCCCCUCUAGGGACAGGAAGAAAAGAUCCAGGAGGAAAGAGCAGUCUGCAGCUGAGCUUAAGGGCAAACUGAAGACGAGCCUGGACAGAGAUGCAGAGUACAUACGGGAGAUGAGACGGCAUGUUGUGGAGUACCCUAACGCUCGGGUGGUCCUCAACAUGCGAAGUGGGAGCUGGACACUUAAACUGCCUUUUAUACAGGAAGUGGUGGGCCCUUCUCUGAGGGCGAUCUAUUUAGUAAGAGACCCACGUGCAUGGAUUUAUCUCAUGGUUUAUAACAGCAAACCCAGCCUUUACUCGCUCAAAAACAUUCCACAGCACCUGUCCUUGAUAUUCAAGGAGGACUCUGUCAGGGACGGGUGUCCAGCUGUGGCCCCGGAGUUUAAACUCAUCCAGAGGCUGCUGUCCCAUUCCGAGACAAACCCUGUUUUGAUUCUGGCUCAUUUGUGGCUAGCUCACACAGCCGCCGCUCUCAGGGUCACCGACAGUCUCCCAGAGGAGUCAUUCCUCCAGCUGAGGUUCGAGGAUGUCGUCGACUUCCCCCAGGAGACGGCAGAGACAAUACACACUUUCCUGGGGGUGCCUGUGUCCCCUGCAGCCCUUAAUCAGCUUAUUUUCACCACCUCCACAAGCCUGUACAAUCUGAUGUAUGAAGGGGACGUCUCACCAGCCAAUAUCAACAUAUGGAGACACAAAAUGCCUCGAAAAGACAUCAGAUUGAUAGAAGAUAUUUGUGGAGGUGUAAUGAAGAGAUUGGGCUAUGCCAAGUUUGCCAGUUAACUGCUGUUAGUCAGCUAAAAUAGAGCUGUCGUGUUUACUGUAGCUGCCAGUCAGAUUUAUAUUUUUCUUUUAUUGCACUGACGUUAACUUAAAAACAUGUUGACGGCCGAGAAACUUGGUAGCCUCUCUGUCUGUGUCCGAGUGUUUUCUUUCAGCAGGCCUGUGUUUAAGUACUUGUACUGAUUUAUUUCAUCCAGAUGUCUGUUGGGGAAAAUAUUUUCUACGAUAAUUGUUGGGAGAGAGCUUGUGCUGUUGUUUCACCCCCUGGCAAAUGUUCAUGUUUACUUGUAGCACUCAUUUAUCGAGUGAGAUUUUAAAUAUUUGUUUGUCUUACACGCAGAGGAAUAUCACUGAAUUUCAGGAGAAAUAUUUUCAACUUUCAGAGCACCAGUUGAAAUGUUUUUUUUUAAUAAAGCUUAAUUACUGUCUUUGUUGAAGACGCAAUGUUAGAGCUUUGUUUUCUCUAAUAAUGUGAGAUGUCAAAAAUAGCUGUGCAGAAAUUAUGUUGUUUUUUUAAUCUCUUUAUAGUAGUUCAGACUUUYAAAAGUAAAUAUCCUUUAAAUUGUUAUGAGCAAUAAAUAUCUUACCWGUUGUAGAUAGCUCUAUGAUUGACYUCCUUUACUUGAAGGAYAYGCURACRUCUGAGAGGGGCUAAGAUCAAAGUGAUUGCUGUCUUCUUAAAGCAACUGUAAUCUAAAUAAUGUCAUAACAAAUGCAAUUUUAACAACCUAAUUAUUCAUGAUAAUUUAGCAGGAAACACUUAUGUGCAUGAGCAAUUGUUUGUUUACAAGUGCAAAUAGCAGCUGCAUCUGGCUGUUGAAUCUCCAUGUGAUAAAUGAUUUGUUUUGAUCUUGGCGUCGUUCAGAUUAACCGAGAAAAUUAGAUUGUUCAACAAUCUUUUUACAACAAGUUCAACAAUCUUUUUACAACAAGUAAAAUAUUUACUGUUUAUAACCCUUUCAAAGCCACCUUAAUAUCUGAACUAUCACUUUCAUUCCUUUUUUUUUCUUGUCUAGAGAAUAAUAUUUACUGRUUUUGGAUAAAUAUGUGGUUGCAGAAGUUCAUGAAUAUGUUCUGAAAACUGGUUUGGCUUUCAGAACCCACGAGUGCUUUUUUUUCCCUUUAAAAUUGUAAGACAAAAAAUGCUGCAGGCUGAAGGGGAAACAGACGAACAAAAAAUACUUUAUUUAUAAAAACAUAUAAAUGAUUGUAUUUUUUUUACAUGAGUAAACAUAUUUUAUUUUGAAGCUCAAAGAUGUCAUGGUGGUUGUGUGGCUUAGCACUUUGAUUGUAUUUGGGAGUCAGCAUUUUCUGAAGCUACUUUUUACUGUAUGUGCUAAAUUAGCUUAGAAGUAUGGAAAAAAGAAAAGAAAAUGAUGAUAUAAGUUUUCGGAGAAUGUGAGUCAGAAGUAUUUAUGGGUUCCAAAGAUUUAUAUCCCAAAGGACUGAGAAUGAAUCUGAAUAUUAUAAUGACUCCCUUUAGCAUUUAUUGAAUCAGAGGGAAGUGCUUAAUGGGGAUCAAACUGGGAAAAAAAGAGAGAAAACUGUCAACUCUGACACAUUUCUGCUCAAUGAAUUUUUAAAGCAUUCCCUUCAGCUACUCAUAUUCAUCUGCAAAAUGCAUAAUGGAGGCUGUAUUUUAUUGUUGUAAUAUCUUCUCUAUAAAGAACCAGAGGAUAUGCAAA